Messenger RNA from Uranotaenia lowii, 5370 nucleotides. RefSeq lists its product as uncharacterized. The record is from RefSeq and is a predicted model, not a curated record. Gene Ontology annotation, molecular function: nucleic acid binding. The coding region runs from base 1 to 5370 and encodes 1789 amino acids. Gene Ontology annotation, biological process: DNA integration. NCBI's taxonomy places the organism in Eukaryota, Metazoa, Arthropoda, Insecta, Diptera, Culicidae. The transcript has a single exon.
AUGUCAACGUCCGACAUGGAUCAGGAUCGUUAUAAGCAGCAACUCUGCUCUAGAAGGACGACCCUGCUGGCGUCGUUAAGCCGUGCUAACAUGUUCAUUCAGGACUACGAAGCUGAACGGGACAUGCUCGAGGUUGCCCUGCGACUGGAGAACCUGGACGUGCUACAACAGAAUCUCGAGGAAGUGCAGACGAAAUUGGAAGACAUAGAAGAAAGCGACGAAGGCCGGGUGAGAAACUUGGGAUAUCGUUCAAAAUUUGAACCUCUCUUCUUUCGAAUUAAAGCAUUUCUCCUAUCCAAACUUCCGCCAACAACUAAUUUGACUAAUAAUCUGCCUCAACCCUCUGCCGGAUCCUCCACUCUUUCGGGACUCAAACUUCCAACCAUAUCCUUGCCGACGUUUUCCGGGGACUAUCAAGACUGGUUAGCCUUCCAUGAUACGUUUUAUGCGCUUAUUCACGUCAACCCAGAGGUUUCAAUUAUUCAGAAAUUCCAUUACCUCAAAUCUGCGCUCCAAGGGGAAGCUGGUCAACUUAUUGAAUCCAUCGGAAUAAGCGCUGUAAAUUACAACUUAGCUUGGGACUGUCUGGUAAAGCGAUAUGCAAAUGAGUACCUUCUGAAGAAGCGUCACAUACAGGCGUUAAUAGAGUGUCCAACAAUGAAAAUUGAAUCUGCAGCUACUUUACACAACGUCGUUGACAAUUUUGAUAGACACGUCAGUGUCUUAGGGCAGCUAGGCGAACCUGUAUUAGAAUGGAGCAGUAUAUUAGAACAUCUGUUAUGUAACCGUCUUCAUGGUGAAACGUUGAAAGCGUGGGAAGAUUAUGCUUCUACUCUGGAAAUCCCUACCUACGCGUCUCUUAUUGAGUUUCUCCAUCGUCGUAUGCGAGUUUUGGAAUCUAUUUCUGUAAACCAAUGCCACACCCAAACUUCUCGUCCAUUCUCCACUAACGAUCAUGAUCGCAAUCUACCAAUAAACAUGUCGUCCAAUGCUGCUCUUGAAAUGUACCAGUUCAAAUGUUACGCCUGUGAAGAACGCCAUCCAUUAAUGAAAUGUUUUACGUUCCAAAGAAAACCUAUCGCUGAAAAAAUGAAAAUCGUCAAUGACAAGCGCUUGUGCCUAAACUGUUUCCGAUCAGACCACUUGGCUAGGAAUUGUAACUCGAAAUUUAGCUGUCGGAUUUGUGGGAGUCGUCACCAUACCUUCAUUCACGAAGCAUUCCCCAACAACCCAACCCAUAUCAGUUAUAUUUCCCGGAAUAAUUCUAACCAUCAAAGUAAUGCUGCUGUACAUGUUUCACAAACUUCUGCUCAAAGUAUCACCAGCCAGAUUCCCACCGAUAGCACACAUACAACUGAUACAGCCCCUUCCUCCAUCCAAUUAAGCCUCCCUCUUCAUAGUCGUGAUAAAAACGUGUUUAUGCUAACUGCAGUCGUGUUGGUUGUUGACCGUUAUGGUAGAGAACAUUAUUGUAGAGCGCUCCUAGAUUCCGCUUCUCAGCCCAACAUAAUCACUGAACGAAUGGCCCAAAUACUCCGUCUGCACCGCAAAAAGGUAAAUGUCAUGAUACAUGGUGUAGGGGAGAAUCCGCAGUGUGCCAGUGAUACGGUAUUUACCCAAAUUAGAUCACGUCGAGAAAAUUUUGAAAUGGAUGUGGAGUUUUUGGUGUUGGAGAAGAUCACGUCUAAGCUGCCUGCUCGUGAUAUCCAGAUAACUGAUUGGAAUUUACCAAAGGAUAUUUUUAUGGCUGAUCCGUAUUUCCAUAAAAGUGCUGGCAUCGAUAUGAUUGUCGGAAAUGAGCAUUUUUUCUCAUGCUUCAAAACUGGUGCGAAAAUAUUCUUGUCUGAUUCACUACCACUAUUGGUGGAUAGCGCAUUCGGGUGGCUAGUAUCUGGAGCAGCCAAUAUUCAGCAUAGGGUACAACCGUUAGAACAGUUUUCCGUAACGAUGGCAUCUUUAGUCAGCUUGGAGGAAUCACUAGAGCGUUUUUGGUCAAUAGAAGAGCUACCCAGCCGUCAAAUUUAUUCUGAAGAGGAGCUCGCUUGUGAGAAAUACUUUGUGGAAACUACAUCCAGAGCUCCUGAUGGUCGAUAUGUGGUUCGUUUGCCUCGUAGUACGCACUUUGAGGAGAUGGUCGGACAAUCUGAGGACACGGCCUUUCGUCGGUUCAAAGCCCUUGAACAUCGGUUGAAUAGCGACCCAGAGCUGAAAAAAGAAUACCAUCAGUUCAUGAAGGAAUAUAUUGAUCUGGGUCAUAUGCGUGAGAUUACUCGAAAAGAAGCGUCCGAAAUUAAAGGUUAUUUCCUGCCUCAUCAUCACGUUAUUAAGGAGUCCAGUACUACCACAAAGAUUCGGGUUGUGUUCGAUGCUUCAGCGAAAACUUCCUACGGAUACUCUUUGAACGAUGCACUGUUAGUUGGUCCAGUCAUACAAGACGAGCUCAUAGCUUCUAUUUUGCGUUUUCGGACCUACCCGGUAGCAAUUGUAGCUGAUAUUGAAAAAAUGUAUCGGCAAAUUCUUCUACAUCCUCAUGACUCACGUUUUCAGCGAAUAUUUUGGCGUUUUAGUACCCAGCACCCAAUUUCCAUUUUUGAGCUCAACACUGUGACCUAUGGAAUGGGUCCAUCCUCCUUCCUUGCAACACGUUGUCUGUCGCAGCUCAUCGAAGAUGAAGGUCAUAAAUAUCCUCUAGCAGCUCUUGUUGCCAAAAAAGGUUUUUAUAUGGAUGAUUUCAUGGGAGGAGCUCAAACUGUUGAAUCCGCAAUCCAGCUCACGAAACAACUGAACGCUUUGAUGUUAAAAGGUGGCUUUGUUUUGCGUAAAUAUGCAUCGAAUAAACUAGAGGUUCUUCAAAUGCUUAACGAUGAUCAGAUUGGAGUAAGUUCCCGGCUACGGUUCGACAAAAACGAGAGAAUCAAAACUCUAGGCAUUUCUUGGGAACCUCAAACUGAUAUGUUUGCUAGCGAUAUAAAGCUGAGUUGUAAGCAUGAACGCAUCACUAAACGACUCAUACUAUCUGGAGUUGCUCAGCUAUUCGAUCCCUUGGGUCUGAUUGCCCCUAUCGUAAUCCGUGGGAAGAUGCUUCUUCAGAACUUGUGGUUGCAAUCAUGUGGUUGGGAUGAUGAAGUUUCGAAUGAUGUGCAAUUAGUGUGGAGAAAUUUCGUCGAUGAACUAAAACUGCUAUCUGAAUACAAGAUUCCGCGAUACGCGUUUCUUCCAGAUGCGAUUGUGCAACUUCACACUUUUGCAGAUGCCUCUGAGUCAGCUUAUGGAGCAUGCAUUUAUGCUCGAUCGAUGAAUGCAAAGGGAGAAAUUUCCGUCCAUCUCUUAGCUGCGAAGUCACGUGUGGCUCCGCUUAAAACAGUUACAUUGCCAAGGCUAGAACUUUGUUCGGCCCAACUCGGUGCUAAAUUGCACGCAAAAGUAGCUGAAUCACUCCAAACAACAAUAAGCUCCUCGUUCUUUUGGUCUGACUCAACAGUCACCUUGCAGUGGAUCAGUUCACCGCCAAGCUCGUUAAAAACAUUUGUGGGCAAUAGAGUUUCAGCAAUACAAAAUAUGACGAAACCCUCUCAGUGGCAUCACGUAGCAGGAUCUCAAAACCCAGCUGAUUAUGUGUCUCGAGGGAUGGAUGUUCCAAGAUUCCUGUCCAGCACUGUAUGGAGACAAGGUCCUGAAUGGUUAUCUAAGCCGGAGGAGUUUUGGCCGCAUGAAAGGAUUCCCGAUUACCUUGAAAGUGGAGAAGAACGUCGAAAAUUAUUAGUAGCUGUUGCUUCAACUGAACUUAAACAUUCUCAAUUUUUUUCAUUGUACUAUUCAUACACUCACCUCAAACGCAUCACAGCUUUGUGUUUGCGAUUCAUUCGUAACUGUCGAUCUAAAGCAAGAACACAACCAUCGGGUGAUGCAUCGGAUGUGCACUUGAGUCCCACUGUUGAGGAACUUGAUAUCGCUGAAAUGGUACUAGUUAAAUUGGCACAGUCUGAAGGUUUUGAAAAUGAAAUUACCCUGUUAAAAAAAGGCUCUUAUGUCCCAAAGCAGUCACCAAUUCGUCUUUUGAAUCCACUUGUCGACGAAAAAGGCAUUCUAAGAGUGGGAGGGAGGUUGAAAUUGGCAGAUCAACCCUAUGUUACCAGGCAUCCUAUCCUACUUCCAAAUUUCCAUCCCCUUGCCCGUAUGCUUGCCAUUCAUUACCAUCUCAAAUUCAUUCAUGGUGGUGGCCGGCUCACUUUGUCCAACAUGAGAGAACUAUUCUGGCCUAUAAAUGGACGACGCCUAGUACGGAGUGUCAUACGAGGAUGUUGGAGAUGCACCCGAGCAAGUCCCGUUCCAGCAUGUCAGCAAGUCGGUCAGCUUCCGGAGCCACGUGUAAGACCUGCCCGCCCAUUUACGGUUACCGGGGUGGAUUAUGCUGGACCUCUGUACCUGAGACCAGUUCACAAGCGAGCCGGGCCAUCGAAGGCCUACAUCAGCGUGUUCGUCUGUUUUGCCACCAAGGCCGUGCAUUUGGAGUUGGUCAGUGACCUGUCGACUCAAAGGUUCCUGUGUGCAUUUCGACGUUUCAUUUCGCGACGUGGGCGCCCAACUGAUAUGUAUUCGGAUAACGGCAAGAAUUUUGAAGGCGCAAAUAACGAGCUUAUCCAAAUGCUUUCUUGGUAUCAGGACGAAACGCAGGGUUGUAUCGUUCAAUCAGCAGCAGCAGACGAGGGUAUUUCCUGGCAUUGGAGUCCACCUAGAGCUCCUCAUUUUGGGGGGUUGUGGGAAGCUGCGGUGAAAGUAGCAAAGAGACAUCUCUAUAGGCAAUUAGGAAACAUCCGGUUAUCUUUCGAGGACAUGGUGACGGUGUUAACUGAGAUCGAAGCAGCCAUGAAUUCACGUCCUCUGGUACCAAUGUCAGAAGACCCAAAUGACUUGUCUUGUUUGACACCAGCGCAUUUUCUGAUCGGUUCUACAAUGCAUGCACUCCAAGAACCGGAUCUGACGUCUUUCCCUGAUAACAAUUUGGACCACUAUCAAUCUCUGCAAAAGGCUGUGCAGCAAUUUUGGCAUCACUGGCGGCUGGAGUACCUGCAAGAAUUGCAACGUUCUACAAAAUAUAAUGCACCGAACAAGGAAAUUGUACCUGGACGUCUUGUGGUAAUUGUUGACGAAUUUCAGCAUCCAACCAAAUGGCAGUUAGGGAGAAUCACCAGCAUCCACCCGGGUCCGGACCAGUUGACUCGGGUUGUGUCUCUAAAAACCGCUCGUGGAUUCACAAAACGUGCUAUCAACCAGAUUUGUUUACUUCCCUGUGAUCCGAUGGAAUAUCCAGAUUCUACAACGACGUCAGCGAAGAACACUACUCAAGAAGGAGAACGCAACAAUAUGUGA